Molecule: messenger RNA, 10851 nt
Organism: Pocillopora meandrina
Lineage: Eukaryota; Metazoa; Cnidaria; Anthozoa; Scleractinia; Pocilloporidae
Source: the annotation of a GenBank genome assembly
CAGACCAGUCAGAGACUGCCGUGUCAGUAAGCCGCCGGGAAACAUGACUUGCCUUUAGAUCUCUUACUAAAUUAUUUUGCAAAUUCUUUUGUUUAAAGAUGUUGAGAUCGUCGCAGAUGUGGCUUGUUUGCUUUUUAGUGGUGCGUACGGUCUGUGAGAUGUUUAAUUCCCGCUGUUGUGCCGUUGAAUCGCAUGAACGCACGUUUGAAAAUGGAUAGAGGAAGCCACGUCGAUGUGGUCUUUCAUUCUUCCGAGUUACUACAGAAACUAACUCGUUGAUUACAUUUUGCAGGCUGUACUUUAUUUUCCCAGCUCGUUUUGUGGUCAUGUGGUGCAGCUCACAAGUCAAAAUUUCGAUCAAACACUAGGUAAGGUUUCUGAACUGAUCGACGUACGCGAUUAAGUUUUAAUAUUAUUGUAAGCUAACUUCGACUCCUCUAUCGAGAAACACUCUAAGUCAAAAAUAUUUGUUUCCGGAAAUUUGUCUUACGGCUAUUAACUAUUUCAUUUAUCCAGUAAGGAGUUUCUUCUGAACUUAUUUCCUUGAUUUCUUUUUCUUUCAGCCGAUAAUAAACUGGUUUUCAUAAAUUUUUACGCCGAUUGGUAAGUCACUAUAAUAAAUCAAGCGAACUGGUAUAAUUUUCGUAACAAUCGUACGUUGCUCAGGGGCUUCACAUCAGCUGGAACACUAAACAAAAUAAAGAGCUCGAUCAUAUGCUGCUUUGUUUGAUUUUGAUGUGAAAUGUGGGCUAUUUGUUUUGUUUUGUGUGUGUUUUUUAAUAAGGUAUCAGACUUCCAUUAACAGCCUCUACAUACCGCGUUUAGACUAUUAGACAUGCAUGGUCUCUUUCAGGUCAAAACGUCUCUCAAUUCAGUCAACGAGUUCAAAAUAAUCAGUUUAAUUCUUUCAAAACAACUUUUUCUGAUAAACACUGUAGAUUGUCUUAUACCAAACUGCACUGCAUGUAUACUUCAGCUAAUUUACAAAUUUUGCCUAUUGAUGAUAAAUGCAGAAUUGUAUGUAAAGCUGCUUUUAUGUAAUCGUGGAACACGACUGAAAUUUAAACCAAUGUUUACAUUAAAGGCAAUUUGAAAUUUUUCAAAGCAACUCCAAACCAUAGGAAAACAUACACCUCUCAAGUUACAGUUGAAAAUAAAUUCUGGGAAUAUUACUUUAAAAAGUUGGUUUUUUGGAUGAAAUAAUUUUUGAGAUCAUGGGAUCAAAGAGUUAUCUAAUAUCUAAUAUAUUUAUGAUUUUGCUAAAAUGCCCCCCUUGGAUUAACUACAUUCAGGUAGUCUACACAUACAGAUUCUGAAUUUAGUUUUAAUUCACAGGCAGCAAUUGGCAGUUAAACAUUGGCACAAUUUGGUUGUUAAAAAAGUUUUAUUCAUUCAAUUUUUUAUUACUCACAAUGAAAUAAAAAAGGGCUGUCUUGUAUUUUUUUCAAACUCAUUAAUUAUUCUUAAGGUGAUCAUCUAACCAAGAUACACCAAUUUCAUUAGGUGCACGUGCUUUGAAACCCCACUGAAACACCAGAAUGAUGCACUACCCAUGAGUUUCAUAUAAUAUCAAACCUUUGAGUUUGGUUAAGCUUCAAGCUCUAGUCAACUCAUUCCCCAAAUUGUUAAAUAGUCUUUAUUGCGAAGCUAGGUGCGCAGAAUCCCUUAGGUUCAAAGGAGAGAUCAUCAAAGCUCUUUAUGGCACAGCAUUCAUGGAAAGCAGCUGUAUAGUGUUGUCAUUAUUAUAAUAAAUAGUUAAUAAUUCUAACUCCUUUGUAAACAGCUGAGGAAUCAUCCAUGAUUCACUUAAGUUAAAAGUUAAAAAAAGAUAUAAAAAUAAACAGGGGGGGAAAUAAAACUUCAACUGACUUAAAAAAUAAAAAAUUCCAGCUGUAAUUUGUACACCUGGAUCUUUAAAAGCAAAAAUAUUUAUUUCACAUUCCAAGGACAUAAUACAGAAGAAACUGACUGGAAUUUAGUUGGCUUCUCUAGGACAAUAUUUUGACUGAAUCAUUCCGACAAACUUAUUAAUUAACCCUUUAACUCCCAGUUCAAAUUUGUAAUUCUCCUUACUGUCAACCAUACACUUUCAUAUAAAGUUAGUUCAGAGAAUUUAGUAUUGGAUCAACUAAUUAUCCCCAAGUUGAUAUUUUUCUUUUUUCUCCUCACUUAUCUGGUUGAUAUUGUAUUUGUAUUGUAAGGAGAAAUUCUGUCUUGGUCACCUAUGGGAGUUAAAGGGUCAAGACUGAGUGAUUUGGUCGAAGUAUUUUCCAAUAAAAACCAACAACAUGUAUCUUUCAGUCACAUUUUUCUACAUUAGAUCUUUAAAGUUGACCUUUGUUAGUUUUUUUUCUCAUGAUCACAUGCAUCAGUGAGUUUAUUCCAUACAAUUAACAGUCCAGUUCAUAGCGAAGGUGAUGAAUGUAAUGUAAUUUUAUGUUUUUAUCCUCUCAGGUGUAGAUUUAGUCAAAUGUUAGCUCCAGUUUUUGAGCAAGCUUCUGAUCUUGUCCAUGAAGAAUUUCCGGUUAGCAUUGUUUUUAUUGUUACAUCAAUUGAUUAUCUAUUUCAUUCCCUGUUUGACAGAUAAAUUUCUGUAUUCCUCAGAACUGCUACUCCUUAGAUUUGAGUCUCUGGUUCUUAGGAUUGAGGAUUUAGUUGUACUUUUAAACUCUCAGCAUAUAGUGAGCCAGUACUGGAGAUAGAUUGAGAAACAAUGGUCGGAAGGAAAAGUACCUCUGUAACUUUACUGUGAAACCAUUCUGUCUUGAUCACUGGUGAAAUGAUAAUAUGUACAGGCUUUUAACAGAUUGUAAAGUGUUAGAGUAGUUGUAAGGGUUUCUGCAUCACCCUGGAUCAGAUAAUGCAGAUAGAAGUAUAAUUUCCAAUAAAUGCCACCUUCAAAUGAUUGCUGCACGCAACAUGAAGAAUGCAGCAUUUAUUUGAGGAAUUUAAUUCAUUUUGAUUUAAUAUAAAGUAAGGUACAACUCUGUAAUCUCCACUAUCUAUGAAAAUUUCUCUGAAAAAGAGAGAUGUAAAUUGGUUCUUUGAACAAGGUUUUGUGUCAUUUGAUAGUUACGGAUUAUUUACUGUAACUGUUAUCUGUGGUUUAAGAAAUGACAUUUUAGAAAAAACUCUACCUUUGAUUAAGUGUUGCAUCUCUAAUUUAAUGCAAUAUGUCUCUAUGUAAGAAGAGACAGUGAGCUAGUGUUUUCUCUUUGCAGAGUGGGGUUGUGUUUGGUAGAGUGGAUUGUGAAUCAGAACAAGAGAUAGCACAACGAUUUCACAUCACUAAAUAUCCAACUUUAAAGAUGUGGAGAAAUGCACAGGUAAAACAUUACUGUUAUAAUUAUUUUUAUGAUUGUAUGUUAUUAUAAUGCGUGAUGCAGCAGCCUAACAGUCCAUGGGCUCUAUUUGAGAGGUCCAGGUUUAAGACCUGGCUGGGAUCAAUGUCUUGUCUUGGGCUCCUCUUCACUUUGGAGUAUAAAUGAGUACCCAUGAAUUGUCAAGCAGGCCUGAUGAAAUGCUAGGGGGUAACCUUGCAAUAGAAUAGCAUUCCAUCCAGUAGGGAGUAGUUAUACUCCUGGUCUCUUCAUGCUUUGGAAACUGGGAUAAGUUGUGGGCUACUUUGUUCGCAAACAGACUUUACCUUUAUUAUCCUAUCAAGGCAUUAUCCUUUCUCGUUUGUAAUACAAUAAGUACCUUGAAUCAUCCAGGAUCAUAGUCUGUCCAUCCUAAAAAAGUGACUUGUUUCCUUCCUUAACCCUCCCUGGUCACUCACAGCAUAACACUUAACCCUUUACACUCUAACAUCAGUAUUCAUUUUCACCAUACUGUUCUCUGUACAUUAACUAAGGAACUGACAAGGAGAAUUUGCCUAAUAAUCAAGAGUUUCUUUUGUUGGUGAUCAUUUCUUUCAUUCUCUAAUAUUCAUAUAUCAUCCACAUCUGUACAAUCUAAAUCCAAGAUGGCGUCUUUAUCGUUCGUUUUUGAAACAAAUAAAAAGUUUUGAUUUAUCUUUGCAAAUUUCACUAUAUUAUUGUUUACCAAAGAAGCGACUAACUUUCAGGAUAAUGUAUAGCAAACAGUAUGGAGAAUAUUUUACAAUGUACUUUAUCGUUCCUUGAUGUCAGGGCUACCAAAGGGUCACAUUAGUUAAUUGGAAAUAAAUAUUUACAUUAGUUAAUUCAAAUAUUUAUUGCUUAUUCAGGUUGCAAGGAGAGAAUACAGAGGUCAGAGAUCUGUGGAUGCUUUUUCAAAGUUUAUCAAGGAACAGAUGACAAGCAGAAUUAUAGAAUUUCAUGCUUUGAGUGAUCUCAAUGUUGAUGUAAGUCUGAUAAGAAAAGUGAAGCAUGUAAUAAAAAGAGAGAAAAAUCCUGGAAAAUAUGGCUAGACUUCUUAAAGAAAACCAUGAAGAUUCUUUCUCCAUUUGGGUAACUUGCAGAUGAUCUGUGAGAAGUGAUAGACAUUCACAUGUAUGUGUUUGUUUUACAUUUCUUUUCAUUUGUUUGCAUUUUCUUACAAGAACUGCAGGGUUUGUUUUGUGGAAGAUCUAAUUUCUUUUAUUUGCUCUGGUCUUUUUUAUCAUGUUCUUGAGUUACUAGGAUACUAUUAAAGUGUCUAAAACCUUGGACUAAUGGUUGCCUUAUGUAAUUUCAUGGUGAGGUACUUGUCUUUCCCAGGUGCACAUUCCCUUGAAAAACAAGUUGUAGGAGUAUGUUGGGCAAUAUUCCUUUUAGAUUUGUGUAUAUACUGUAGUUUUAUUUGUUUGGUGUUCUGGUUUUGUUUCCACAGACUUCAAAAAGAACUGUCAUUGCUUACCUAGAAAGCAAAGACAGUGACAACUUCAAGACCUAUGAAAAAGUAUGUAUUAAUUGAACACAGUCUGCGCAAUUGUAUGAUUCAAGUUAUUGUUAGGCAGCUUUUUUUAUAAAUUUUUAAAAAGAAUUAGCCGGUACAUAACAUACAUCCAUUUGGCUGCUCUUAAGAAGACAUUACAAAGUGACAACUAAUGUUGACUUCAGUUUGCCACAAUGCUGCCCUUCACUCAUUCAUUGUUGUACAUUUACAGAAAAUAGGGGAGGGGGGAAGAGAGAGGGGGAGAGGUGAAAUUUAAGGUAUCUGGGAUAAACUUGGUGUGCUUUUCCAGAAUAUUGCUAUCCCAAAGGUGAUGUGGCAAUGUUUUGAAGUGGAUUACAAGUUGUUUGUGAUAAUAAUGUUUUGUAGUGGAUUACACAGAAAAAUUGUGUGAUGAUGUUGCAAGGGUCAACAAUACAGUAGAACCCCAUUAACUUGAGCUAAUUUUACUUUCCCUUGGCUCAAAUUUACCCUGAUAACUCGAGCUUUGUGUAAAAACGUUGCUUGAUAAAUGUCAAAGUGUCAGGAUAUAGCUGAUUGAUACUUCCCAAUUAUUCAUGGCAGUUAAUAUGAAUGUGAAAACUUUAAUGGAAACAUGAUGCAUUUAGCUAUACUUCCAAAACUUCGUGUUCUUAUCUGAAAGCUCUCAUAAAACAAACUAAAUGUAUGAAACUGACUGUUGAAAGUGCAAUAAUGGCUAAACCAUUAUUCCUUUUUAUUAUCAAGAGGAUGAUUGAAAUUCAACAUCAACCCAAUAAAUCAAACAGUUGCUAACUGGAACUAGUUUUUGUUUUCCUCGAGAGUCAAAGAUAGUAGGUUUCUAUUGUAUUGCACUUGAUUAACACACUUUCACAUUGAGUGUGUGUUUGCCAAUUGUGCUUCAUGUCAAUUUUUGGGCUGUUGUUUUUCAAGUAACAGGUGUGUGUGAAAGUUUUGUAGUUUGUUUCUCAUCAUACUAAUUUUUUUUUCUUUUUUUUUUAGGUGGCAGAAGAAUUCAGAGAUGAUUGCAAUUUUCAUGUUGGAGUUGGGUAUGUUUAUGGAAAAGCUUUAAUUUGUAAAGUCGUCACAAUUGAGUGAGUGCAUGAAUUAGAUGCAACUUCAAAUUCUCAUUGAGUUUCACACAGGGUUACAAGACAAAGCAAAAGGAUACUUAAGAAAUCUAUAAUAAAUCAUUUGCAGGGCAUUUUUAAUGUACUUUUUCAAAUGAUGGCUAUCAUGGAUACAGCCACAGCAGUCUUUUUCUAUAUUCAAAUUUAGUAACAUUCACUAAUUGUUUGUUUUUUUAGGGAUGCUUCUCUCAAAGAAAGACAGACAGGAGAAAACAUUGUCUUCAGGCCUCAGCAUGUGGGUGCAUAUGGAAUAAAUGAUAUUAAUUGACAUUACAAACUAAUUGUGGGCCAGUCUUUUGAAGUGGAGUGACCUCUAUUAAUUGUUUGGGCCAGAUGCUGAACCAAAUGAGCUCCUUUAGUUGGGAGACAAGAAAGUAAAUCAUUUAAGGAACCAAGGUUUUGACAGGAAACUAGAAAUUUCAGCAUUAGCAACCAUUAUUUAUAUGAUGAUGCACUUGGUACUUCUGCACUCAUCUUCUUCCUUGUAACAAAAUUUUGUCCCUUUACCCUUUACACCCUAACAUCAGUAUCAAUAUCCUUCACACUAUUUACUAUACAUUUCCUAAGGUGCUGACAAAGAGAACUUCUUUGAUAAUCAAGAGCUGAUUUAGUUGGUGAUCAUUUCCAUUAUUCUCAUUACCUUAAUGUUUGAUUCAGGGGUGAUAUUGUAAGGAGAAAUUAGAUGCUAGUCACUCUUAGGAGUUAAAGGGUUAAGUUAGAGAAAGAGUCUUAGUGACACACAGAUGCUGUGGGUUGUAGAGAGCUGACCUUUGAUUCAAAAAAGUGCAAAAGUUAAACUUUGUCCCAACUGAGUUUUCAUAGUAAGCUACUCUCUUGAAGACGAGACACAUUGGUUUAUUGUUAUUUUCUUUUUCUCUUGUUGUUUUUAGAGAGGUGUUGAAGGAGAAAUGGUUUUCAUGGGAGAUCUUCGCAACUAUGAACUCAUGAAGAGUUGGAUUUCAGACAAGUGUAUUCCUCUGGUCAGAGAGAUAACUUUUGAGAAUGCUGAAGAACUUACUGAAGAGGGUAUUCCAUUUCUUCUUCUAUUCCACCAUCCUGAUGAUAAGCAAAGUGUGGAACUGUUCAAAACAGAAGUCGCAAGGGAGCUUGUCCAGGAAAAGGGUGAGAGAAAAAGAAACCAUAAUUUAUAGAUAUACGUAGAUGCCUUGAGUUACUUUGUUUUUUGCCUUACAAGGCAAAGGAUACUGUGAUCACAUACUCUUAGUCUGAUCAUACAGGCUAGGUACAGUUUACAUGAAACAAUGUAAAUCUUGAAAAGGACUCAUUUAGUUACAUGAAGCACUGACUGAAGUCAUUAUCAGAGUCAUUUUAGUCCGCAUAGCUCAAGGCCUUGUAAUUUCCAACAGGCAAAGAAUGCUUGUGCAGAAGUUCUAAUAAUGGGGACUGGCUCACAUGCUUAACUGAAUUAUAGAAGUAGGCAAAGCUUACUGAUUAGCAGAAUGGACUUUGGAUCAAAAGAAGGCUGUUGAAGGGUUGGCCAGGGUUACUGUUCUUGGACAAGAUGUACAUUUAUUACUUUCAAAAUCCUUCCCCCCCUUCCCCCCCUCCCUGCUUUUUGGGUGGUAGCAUAGAUGCUAAAAAGCUCGGCUAGUGGUUGUUUCAAAUCAGCCUGUUCAUGUUGGUUUGCUACCUCUGCAGGAAGCAUCAAUUUUCUUAUUGCUGAUGGGCUCAAAUUCUCUCAUCCACUGCAUCACUUGGGAAAAGGACCUGAGGUGAGUUACUUGGAUUCAAUCAUUUUUGGACUGGUUUUGAAGCAAAGAAAAAAUACUGCAUUAAUUGGUGUUUGAUAAUUAGAUGUACAUGUAUUUUUCAAUAUAAUAGUUUUCUCUUCUUUUUUACCAGGACCUUCCUCUUGUUGCAAUUGACAGCUUUAAACACAUGUACCUUUUACCAAAGUUUGAUGACAUCAAGUAAGUGAUAAUUAUACAGAUGGAAACCAACAUUGAUGAACUUUAUUGAAUCAACUCAUGGUGACUUCAAACCUUGUGAGAGCUGCAUUAGCUGGUGAUUCUCAAUCAAAACUGUAGCAAAAAUUCUUGAAGUGGUAAUGUGAAGCAACCUGAUUUCAGCAUUUGGAUAGCAUACACAUACUUGUGGCUACUAAAUCAGAUUCCUACUGUGUUGUUUGCUAAAAUUUGUUAAUCAGUUAAACAGUUAAACAGUCUAAUGACCAUGAUUGAAACAAUCAUGAAUGGAAAAAAAGGCAAAGAAAGAUUAAACCCAUUUGGUUUUAAAGGGUUAGUGAUGGUUCUGAGGGGGCCUUUUUUGUCACCACAGGAAACCAGGAAGACUCAAGAAGUUUGUUAAGGAUUUGCACUCAGGAAAACUGCACAGAGAGUUCCAUCAUGGACCUGACCCAGCAGAACAGGGACAUGAGGAAGAAGAGGUGAGUUGAUGCAACAGAAAGAGAAGUGAGGUAGAGAGAGAUUUUGCUUCUCUUACACUAGCUUUUUUUCAAGGGGUAGAAGGGUGCUGGUAAGGAGAAUUUCUUUAACAAUCAAGAGCAUCUUUUGAUAGUGAUCUCUUACUUAUGUCCUUAAAGUUUGAGUUGAGGUAAUUUUGGCAGGAGAAAUAAGAUGCUUGCCACUCUUAGGGGCUAAAGAGCUAGUCCCUUAGAAUGUCUAUCAUGUGAUUUGUCGUUAUGAUAUCACCGAUGAAUCUAACAUUAAGGUCACAAGAAAAAAAGGAAAUAAUCACCAACUGAAGAAGCUUUUGAUUGUUAAACAAAUUCUCCUUGUCAGCACCUCAGGAAAUGCAUAGAAAACAUUAGGAGAAUAUGCAUAUUGACGUUCGGGUGUAAAUGGUUAAGACUCAAGAUCCCUGAAGUAAAAUCCUGUUAGACAGCACACACCCAUUUGUGUUGUGGGAUGGUUUGAUUAUAUAUUGUUUGAAUUUAAGGAGACUACUGAAACAGACAGCCCAGAAGAAGCAGGAACAGAGAAAGAAACAGAAACAGGCCAAGGUACUGAAACGCAGAAGACAGGAUCAGGGAAAACAAACAGUGGAUCGGGACGAAAAGAACAGACUUCACCUCCAGAGACUGUAUUUAAGAAACUUGCCCCAAGUUACAACAGAUACACUUUACUUAGGGAUGAAUUGUAAUUGACUUUGUUUUUAAUGCCCAGCUGUAAAUUUCUAAGCAGUAUUUUUCAAAAUAUAAGUAGAGACAAGGAGAAAAGAAGGGAUUUUGAUAACUGGCGAUGACAAGGAGGGAGGAGAGGAGGCCAGGCAGUUGUGACUCAGUGAAGGAGGGGUAGGGAAUUCCUACUUUAUAACCAGGUUGUUAAAGGUAUAUGCGUUAUGUUGACAUAGAUAUAUAGUGCUACAGUCAUAAUUUAUAAUCCACCACAAUGUUCAAAAUCCCAGAUUUCCAAAUUGGCAAUAGGUGAUCAAAUGGAAGGUAAUAUUUUGACGUAAAUUUUGUUUGCCAGUAGCUUUUCUGUGGAAAAACUCGCAUACAUGAAGGGAAUACUUCUGUAACAGGCUAGAACAUCUAACAAAAUAGUUGUGAAAUCUAUUCUUUUCCCAAGUUCUCUAUUCUUCUCUUCCUUGGAAACAGACCAAGACCAGGCGAUUGGGUGGAAGAAAAACGUUUUUUUUUUUGUUUUUUUUUUAUGUUCUGGUUGGUUGAAAUAAAUUUACAUGUCAACGUCUGUGGUAUCUUCUGUUUAGAAAAGAUAGUGUGCGAUAGAAGAUUAAGGUGCAAUUGAAUAUGGUUCUCGUAUUUGGAUCAAUGACGGUCAAAGUAUCUAAAUAAUUGGGAACCUACCUCUCCCCUGACCCAAAAACAAAGUCAGGGUUAAUGUUGGUUUAGGGGAGGGGUAGGUUAGGUACAGUUACUCAAAUACUGACAUUGAUCCUAUUGUGUUAGCCGUCGUCAGGAAUUUGAGAAUCUUUUCUCGUUUACACAUCACGUAUUGUAGCAUAUGACUGUGGUCUUAGAUGCAUUGUUGUUUCGAGUACGACAACCUGGUAUUUUAUUUAUGACCAAAAAGAUGGCAUACAUUUUUUAGCUUAGUUCAAGAAUCGAAGGGAAGAAAUUUUAUUGUUGAAGAGAAUGUGGAAUUUCUAAACAUCCAGUACAGUCGAACCUCGAUUAUCCGGACUCGUCGGGACCUCGGUAAAUAGUCCGGAUAAUCGAGAGUCCGGAUAAUCGAAAAUAUGAAUAUUAAUGAUUAGUUUUAAAUUACUCCUUCGCUUGUCUCGAUGCUGUCAGUACAUUUUAGGAUCUUGUUUUUGUUCUUACGUCUGUCUGAGAUGUGCUGCUUGCUGAUGCCAAAUUCUUGAGCUAAAUUUGUUCCUUUCUCUCCUUUAUCCAAACGUGAAAUAAUUAUCUAUUUAUCUUUAAUCGAUAGAACGGCUCGCUUUCGCUUCGUAGACAUGUUUUUGAUUUGAGUUUACGAUCGGUCGUUCGAGUGUUUACAUAACCCUCGCGGAAGGAACUAAUGAAGCAUGAAAUUCACUUUGCAACAAAACAAUUGAGCCAAUCAGAUAUCAGCUGAACGCAUCAGUAUAUUUCUUUGUCUCGUCGCACUUUCAAAUUUUGAAAAGCGCACAGGAUAAUACGCUGUUUCAACAAUCUUUUGAAAGGAUUAUUGGGCUUUUUGCGACUUUGAGUUUUCAAGAUCACAACUAAUUAAUAUUCUUGAAAAAAUUGGGACCAGAGAAAAAAGUCCGGAUAAUCGAGUAGUCCGGAUAAUCGAGGUCCGGAUAAUCGAGGUUCGACUGUAUCAAUAUUUCAGGUGGUAAGUUGUAAAACUAUCGAUUCAUGAUUUUAUGUAAUACUCAGAGAACUGUGUGUUUCUUUUAUGUUUGGAAUUAAACUCUCCUUACUUACACAAUGUAACAUUGAUAAAUAUAUCUCAGG